Impatiens glandulifera is the source of this 1891-nucleotide messenger RNA. Its product is annotated as formin-like protein 8. Gene Ontology annotation, biological process: actin cytoskeleton organization; actin nucleation. NCBI's taxonomy places the organism in Eukaryota, Viridiplantae, Streptophyta, Magnoliopsida, Ericales, Balsaminaceae. The coding region runs from base 167 to 1891 and encodes 574 amino acids. The transcript is spliced from 2 exons. The record is from RefSeq and is a predicted model, not a curated record. Gene Ontology annotation, molecular function: actin filament binding.
UACAGACGCCGGCCGGUGACCGGUCCGAGGGUAUUAUAGUCAUUACGCAACCAUCUCUCUCUUCCUCAUCAUAUCCCUUCCAUUCCCAAUCCGCCAUGGCUGCAAAACCUCGGUUUUUGUAACUCUCUUCUCCAUCAUUUUGCCCAUUUCCAUCUCCAUUUCUGAUAUGGGUUGGCCUCAAAACAUCGAAACUUCUUAUCCAUUCAUACUUCCAAUUUCUCUAUCUCCUCCGGCGCCGGAACCAGCUGUGAAUCAUCUAUCUUCAGUAAAUACAAAAGUUGUAAAAGUUCUAUCAAUGGCUUCAGCCAUAAUAUUCGCAGUAAUCAUGACUCUAUUUUUCAUCAAGUUAUACAACAAUAGGAAAAAACAGAAACUUUCUACCGAUAAGUAUCCCCGUCUCCGGCGAGUCCCAAGGGAGCUAAACAUUGCUAAAUUCAAUGACAAUGAUGAAGAAAAACAACGGAUCAAGAUGAUUAACAAUCCUCCAAUUCAAGAAUGUCCUUUAAUUAGAUCAAGAUCUUCAAUUUCCUUCUCUUCGGAAGAGAUAGAAUUGCAGCCGCCACCGCCGCCGAAGUCUCAGGCGCCGCCACCACCUCCACCGUCCAAGGUAGUUGCUCCGACAUUAUCGUUAAAGCCACCGCCUUCAAUGAGAUCAACGGGAGAACAAAUUAAGUUGAAGCCUCUUCAUUGGGACAAGGUGAAUCCAAACAAUGUUGAUUAUUCAAUGGUCUGGCAUAGAAUGAACAACGGAUCUUUCGAAGUUAAUGACGAACUAAUGGGAGCUCUAUUUGGAUAUGUAGCAACCAACAAAAGAUCAUUUGAAAAAGAUCAAGACAUAAUGAAUAAGAAAUCAAAUCAAAUCUUGAUUCUAGACCCACGUAAAUCCCAAAACAUAGCAAUCGUUCUCCGAUCACUCCCCGUUUCUAGAGAACAAAUCAUCACAUCCCUCAUCGCCGGUCAUGGUUUAAACGCAGAAACUCUUGAAAGUCUAAAAAGAAUUACACCCACAAUUGAAGAACAAUCUAAAAUCCUUUCAUUUAACGGCGACCCAAAAACUCUAGCAGAUUCAGAAUCAUUUCUAUACCAUGUUCUAAAUUCAAUCCCAUCAGCUUUUCCCCGUAUAAACGUCAUGCUUUUCCGAUCAACUUUCCCGUUGGAAGUUCAUUUCUUGAGAGAAUCAUUACAAACGAUUGAACUAGCAUGUGGGGAACUAAGAAACCGUGGUCUUUUCUCAAAGCUUCUAGAAGCAAUCUUAAAAGCAGGGAAUCGAAUGAACUUGGGUACAUCAAGAGGAAAUGCUCAAGCUUUCAGCUUAACUUCACUUAAGAAGCUUUCUGAUGUUAAAAGUAUUGAUGGAAAAACAACUCUUCUUUAUUUCGUUGUUGAAGAAGUCAUUCGUGGAGAAGGAAAACGGCUUCGUAUUAACACAAACCAAUGGUCAAAUGAAGACAUUAUGCUUGGACUUCCGGUUGUUAUCGAAGGCCUUAAAACCGGGCUUGAGAGUGUGAAGAAAUCAGCUUGCAUGGAUUUCAACGGCAUAACCAAAACGUGGCCGGCUCUGGCUGCCGGACUUGAUGAGGUCCAGAGGGUUAUAGAAAAUAGUGAAGAGGGAGUGUUUGAAAAGGAGAUGAGAAGUUUUGUUGAAUCUGGUGAAGAAGAACUUAGAAGGGUAAAAGAUGAUCAAGAGAAAGUGAUGGAGCUUGUGAAGAUGACAACAAAUUAUUACCAAGAUGGAAGAUUGGAUUCAAGGGGGAAAUUAGAGGAUAACCCACUUCAGAUUUUUGGGAUUGUUAGAGAUUUCUUGAAUAUGGUUGAUCAAACUUGCAUUAAUAUUUCCAUGAAUAUGCAAAAGAGGAAGAAAAGUAAUUUGUAUAUUAAUGUUGGUGAAUAA